AUGCGGAUUCUUGACCCUCAGUCUGCCGUCCUCACCAAUGUUGAGGUUCUGGCCUACCUUACAGCCAAUCCGCCCCGCCGUUCCCCCGAUCCGCCGCAGAAUGCUGAUCGAUGGGUGCCCAGCCCAGAUCUGAGAGACCACAACACCGUGGUUAAAGAGAUCCACAACUAUGUCACUCGCAUCUCACCCCAUAUUUUAAGAUACCCACGCUACACCCCACGCCCCUCCUCCUCGCAAUCCGCCUCGGCAUUUGGAACCAUGCGCCCCCCGGCACAAAACUCCGCUUCAGAUAACAACGACCUCACAAAAUCCGCAGGACCUUCCCGCGACCCCUCUCAAGAACAAACUCCCAUGGAUCUCGCCCUCCGUGAUCUGAUCACACAGCUAAAGCCAUAUGGUCUUACCAAGGCGGAGGUCGUCAUGAUCCUAAACCUGGGUGUUGGCGUUGCUUCGUCAACCGAGGGCCAAAAUGGUGAAGAGGGGGCCAACGGAGGUGAAGCCAUGGAUGUUGACGAAGACGGCAAUGCUAUUAAUGGAGAGGAUGGUGAAGAGGAAGAGGACUUCGGUGCAAUGGCACUGUUCGAAUCUGUUGUUGAGGAGCGCGAGACGCGCAUAUCGGAUGCAGAUGUGCAGGUCGUGUUGGGAAUCAUCCGAGAGGUGAUCAGCGAGCACUAUGGGAGUUAG
Penicillium verhagenii is the source of this 684-nucleotide messenger RNA. RefSeq lists its product as uncharacterized. Lineage: Eukaryota; Fungi; Ascomycota; Eurotiomycetes; Eurotiales; Aspergillaceae. Gene Ontology annotation, biological process: transcription initiation at RNA polymerase III promoter. Gene Ontology annotation, cellular component: RNA polymerase III complex. Bases 1 to 684 code for a protein of 227 amino acids. The transcript has 3 exons. The record is from RefSeq and is a predicted model, not a curated record.